Messenger RNA from Sycon ciliatum, 3207 nucleotides. Its product is annotated as phospholipase A-2-activating protein-like. The transcript is spliced from 31 exons. Gene Ontology annotation, molecular function: ubiquitin binding. Bases 75 to 2612 code for a protein of 845 amino acids. Lineage: Eukaryota; Metazoa; Porifera; Calcarea; Leucosolenida; Sycettidae. Gene Ontology annotation, biological process: proteasome-mediated ubiquitin-dependent protein catabolic process; ubiquitin recycling. The record is from RefSeq and is a predicted model, not a curated record. Gene Ontology annotation, cellular component: nucleus; cytoplasm.
CCUGUGUUCAGAAUUGUUUCUAUUUUUUUGGGUAUACAUUGUGUGUUUUCCUCUUACUUGAGUGAUACCUGUGUAUGAUAGAGGCAGAUGGUGGACAACACAACGUUGAAAUGUUGCCGUUCAAACUAAGUUGUCAGCUUCAGGACCACCAAGCCGAUGUUCGUGCUGUGUGCAACUUGCCUGGUGCAAAUGGACAGCCCGACAAAAUUGUAACAACUUCUCGAGAUUGCUCUGCUAAGCUAUGGCGUCUGGACGACAACUCAUCCAGUAAAUACUGCCUGGAAAGGACGUUUAGAGGGCACAGUAAAUAUGUCACUGCUGUAUGUGCACUUCCUGCGUCGGACGACCACCCCAAUGGUCUUAUUGCAACUGGAUGCAAUGACAGCCAGAUCAGAAUUUAUGACCCAGACCAAGAUGACCCUGUCAAUGUACUGAAGGGCCACACUGGCAAUGUCUGCUCUCUGGUGUGUGGGAAGUUUGGCACGCUAAUGUCAGGUUCAUGGGACUGUACUGCUCGGGUGUGGUCGUCAUUUCAGAGUGUGAUGGAGCUAAAAGGUCACACAGCAGCGAUUUGGUCCGUUGCGAUCAUGCCUGGGUCUGGAAAGCACCUGACUGCCUCGGCUGACUCAACCAUCAAGAUCUGGUACAUUGGCAAGUGUGAGCGCACACUGUCUCAACACACUGAUUGUGUACGCUCUCUAGCCGUCCUCAAUGGAAAUGAAUUCCUCUCAGCCAGCAAUGAUGGGACUUGCCGUCGGUGGUUAAUGUCGGGUGACUGUGCGCAGACCUAUCACUCGCACACUGCAUUCGUAUACAGCUUGGCUAGGCUGCCUGAAGGAUUUGUAUCCUCAGGUGAAGACAGAACGGCGCGUGUCUGGCAAGAUGCUGAUGUUGCACAGACGAUACCUUUCCCUACCCAGUCGGUGUGGAGUGUAGCAAGUCUAAGCAAUGGUGAUAUUGUGGCUGGGUCCAGUGACGGCAUUGCACGUGUCUUUACACAGGCUAUCGAACGUAUGGCCAAUGCUGAUGAAUUGCAGGCAUUCGAUGACCAAAUACAAGCUAUGGAAGUUGCAUCAAAAAGCAAUCAAUCAUCAAUUGGCGAUCUUCAGCUGAAGGAUGUUCAAGGCAUGGAAUGCCUUGGAAUCCCAGGUCGUACGCCCGGUGAGUCACGCUUGGUACGCGAACCAGAUGGUGUGUACGCAUAUCAGUGGGAUGCAGCUAAGCACGAGUGGAUGAAGGUCGGGUCAGUUGAGAAUGCAGUGGACACCAAGACACGUGGCCAGUCUCUGGACGGCAAGGAAUACGACUACGUCUUCUCGAUUGAUGUUGAGGAUGGAAAGCCGGCACUAAAACUAGGUUAUAAUCGUGGAGAGGACCCAUGGCUUGUAGCACAGAAGUUUCUGGACAGUAAUUUCUUGCCCGCAGCGUAUCUGGAACAGGUAGCAAACUUUAUCACAACCAAUUCUGGAGGGCAGCCAGGUGGACAGCCGGCUGCUGCAUCUGGUCAACAGUAUGCUGAUCCUUUCACAGGUGCUGGACGUUACGUCCCUGGUUCAGGCGCAGGUGGUCCUACGUCGGUCGCACCAGGAGCAGACCCCUUCACCGGUGCUGGUCGUUACGUUCCAGGAUCGGCAGGCAAUGCUGGAGGUGCAGGCGGCUCGUUUGGCAGUGGUGGUGCUGCAGACCCGUUCACAGGUACUGGUCGCUAUGUGCCUGGAUCUGGAGCUGCUCCACAGGCACCCACAGCAAGCACUAGUACGCCGCACCAAUCCACAGCUGCUGCUGCUUCGUCAAUGGGUUCAAUGAUGGUGACAUCGAAUGAGUACUUCCCAAAGACUACUCCCGUUUUUUUCGAAACAGCCAAUGCAGCCGGUCUCCUCAAGAAGCUAACUGAGUUCAAUAGCCUUGUUCCUGAGGAUGUUCGUUUCUCAGAUGAGAAGAUGGCUAUCUUAUCCGCCCUCAUUACAAAGCUAGCAUCUGGUGGCUGUGCUUCGCUAUCGCCCGAGGAAUUAUCUUGCUUGCAGCAACUGCGUCAAUGGCCGAAGGCUCAACAACUACCAGGAUUGGAUGCACUGCGUCUGGCAGUACGGCACUGUUCACAGCAACUCUGCAGUGCCAGUUCUGGUGCUGAACUCAUCGACUAUCUUAUUGAUAUGUGCAGUGACGUGAAGAGCACGAAUUGUCUGCUAGCAAUGCGUACCAUGUGCAAUAUGGCAGCUAGUGUUGGAGGUACAGAGACACUGCAUGCCAGCAUCGAGGUGGUGAUCGCUCUAGCUCAGAAGGUUGCAUUGGAAUGUGGCGGUGGGCACCAAAUUGCCGCUUGCACAGUGUUCCUCAAUAUUGCCAUUCUGGUUCGUCAUCUCGAUGACAUGGAGCAGACCUCAUCACUGGUGGACUCCAUAUGUCCUGUAUUAAUUCACAGACCUCUCGAUGACGGUGGAGCCUUCCGACUUUUGGUGGCUCUAGGAACCUUGGUAUGCGGCAUCGAGGAAGCUCAAGCUAUAGCUGCAUCACUCGAUGUCACCAGGAUCGUGUCUUCAUACGCCAAGUCGGAAACAGCAAAGGUGAAAGACUGCGCCGGUUUUCUUAUCGCAAUUCUACCCCAAGUAUAACCCACUCUUUUUCACUCACUUCUGCGUGUUGUAGGCAAAUGAUGUGUUAACGCGUUGAAGCAUGAUUGUUGUAAAGUUACCUUACUUGUACCUGUCAUCACUCUCCUGGUUUCUUCUUCUAUUCUAUUUUCUAGCUCUCUAUCGCUUAUGCUGGCAUUACCUGCCUAAUACCUAUCCUCUUGCUGCUGCUGCUGCUGCUGCUGCUGCUGCUGCUGCUGCUGCUGCUGUACACAUCAUGCUAUGCUGUGCUUCACAAUGCAACCACUGUGCACGUCCUCCUCACCUGCUCACAUCAUUCCUUGGUUCCUUUCUCUGACUUUGAGUGCUGCCAUUGCGCCAUUGUUUUUGUUUGCUUUCCUGUACAUAAUCCGCUAUCCUGUCGUUAUCUUGGUGGACAUUGAUGGUAUCUGCUUACAGAUCAUCAGGUGCAUAGUAUGCAGGGUUAUCUUUAUGAACAAGACCAAGAUAGUAUCUUGGUCUUGUUCAUAAAGAUCCAUCCUGUGUGUGAAUAACAGCAAUGCAUGUGCUGACAUCUCUCUUGCCUUCCUUGUUACAAUUCACAUGUGUGAUUAACAAUUAUUUUGUGUUGUACUGA